Molecule: messenger RNA, 2131 nt
Organism: Artibeus jamaicensis (Jamaican fruit-eating bat)
Lineage: Eukaryota; Metazoa; Chordata; Mammalia; Chiroptera; Phyllostomidae
Gene: WDR70
Product: WD repeat domain 70
Exons: 18
Coding region: 64-2025 (653 amino acids)
Biological process (GO): regulation of DNA double-strand break processing
Cellular component (GO): nucleus; site of double-strand break
Molecular function (GO): protein binding
Source: RefSeq, a predicted model, not a curated record
CAGUGAACCUGGUGCAGCUGUUAGAGCUGCAGCUGAUGCUUGUUCUGCGGUGGGAGUCCAGCGAUGGAGCGCCCGGGGCCCAGCGAUGUGACAGGCUCAGACGCAGCGGGACCGGACCCGCAGCUGGCGGUCACCAUGGGCUUCACGGGCUUCGGAAAAAAAGCUCGCACAUUUGAUUUGGAAGCAAUGUUUGAACAAACUCGAAGAACAGCUGUGGAAAGAAGUCGGAAAACACUGGAAGCAAGAGAAAAAGAGGAAGAAAUGAACAGAGAGAAAGAAUUAAGAAGGCAAAAUGAAGAUAUUGAACCAACAUCUUCAGGCUCAAAUGUGGUCAGAGAUUGCUCUAAAUCAUCUUCCAGUGACACGAGCAGCAGUGGAAGCGAAGAGAGCUCCGACCCUUCUGACGAUGAGCUGAUUGGCCCCCCUCUACCCCCCGGAAUGGCGGACGAGCCAGUCCAUCGUGUGGAAGAAGCUAUCGGUCAUUUACCGCCCCCUCUCCAGGAAGAAGAGGAGGAAGAUGAUGAUGGUGAUGGUGAUUCAGAAGAAGAGGAAAAUCCUGUCCGAAGGAUCCCGGACUCUCACGAGAUCACACUGAAGCACGGCACUAAAACAGUUUCUGCUUUGGGUCUGGAUCCCUCAGGUGCCCGCUUGGUGACUGGAGGAUAUGACUACGAUGUUAAGUUUUGGGAUUUUGCUGGAAUGGACGCUUCUUUUAAGGCCUUUCGGUCCCUUCAACCCUGUGAAUGCCAUCAGAUCAAGUCAUUACAGUAUAGUAAUACAGGAGACAUGAUUCUUGUUGUGUCUGGAAGCUCUCAAGCCAAAGUGAUUGACAGAGAUGGUUUUGAAGUAAUGGAAUGUAUAAAAGGAGACCAGUACAUUGUGGACAUGGCCAACACCAAGGGCCAUACAGCAAUGCUUCAUACUGGCUCCUGGCAUCCCAAAAUAAAGGGAGAAUUUAUGACUUGCUCCAAUGAUGCGACUGUGAGGCUAUGGGAAGUCGAAAAUCCAAAGAAGCAGAAAAGUGUGUUUAAGCCGCGGACGGUGCAGGGUAAGAAGGUGAUCCCCACCACGUGCACCUACAGCAGAGAUGGGAGCCUCGUGGCCGCUGCCUGCCAGAACGGCAGCGUGCAGAUCUGGGACCGGAACCUGACGGUCCACCCGAAAUUCCACUACAAGCAGGCUCACGACCCCGGCACAGACACUUCCUGCGUGACUUUCUCCUACGAUGGCAACGUCCUUGCCACUCGUGGAGGUGAUGAUACAUUAAAGCUGUGGGAUAUCCGACAGUUUAAUAAGCCACUGUUUUCAGCUUCGGGUCUUCCGACCAUGUUCCCAAUGACCGACUGCUGUUUUAGUCCAGAUGAUAAGCUCAUAGUCACCGGCACAUCUGUUCAAAGGGGAUGUGGCAGCGGCAAACUCGUGUUCUUCGAGCGCAGGACUUUCCAGAGGGUGUACGAGAUAGACAUCACGGAUGCAAGUGUGGUCCGCUGCCUGUGGCAUCCCAAGCUGAACCAGAUCAUGGUGGGAACUGGAAACGGACUGGCCAAAGUCUAUUACGACCCCAACAAGAGUCAGAGGGGAGCGAAGUUGUGUGUGGUUAAAACCCAGCGGAAGGCGAAGCAAGCCGAGACUCUGACCCAGGACUACAUCAUCACCCCUCACGCCUUGCCCAUGUUCCGCGAGCCCCGCCAGCGCAGCACCAGGAAGCAGCUGGAGAAGGACAGACUGGACCCCGUGAAGUCUCACAAGCCCGAGCCCCCUGUGGCAGGCCCAGGUCGCGGCGGCCGGGUGGGGACCCAUGGGGGCACCCUGUCGUCAUACAUUGUGAAGAACAUCGCUUUGGACAAGACCGAUGACAGCAAUCCCCGGGAGGCCAUUCUGCGCCAUGCCAAAGCCGCGGAAGACAACCCGUAUUGGGUUUCUCCAGCAUACUCCAAGACUCAGCCCAAAACCAUGUUUGCACAAGUGGAAUCUGAUGAUGAAGAAGCAAAGAAUGAGCCAGAAUGGAAAAAACGUAAAAUCUGAAGCAUCUCAUAUGAGAGCAGUUUGCAUGAUGGGGAGGGAUAUUGGACAGUUGUUUGUUAGUUUGUUUGUUUUUUAAGGAAAUGAAAAAUACAUUUUUAUGAACAGA